AUGCCUGCCGCUGUGGCCCACUCGCACCGGCCGACAACCAAGGUCUCCCACAAGGCUUUCAAGGCCAAGGCUGCAACAAAGCAUGAGCUGAGAGACAGGGCCAAAGGCCGAGUACCCAACGAACGCGGAACGAGAAAGACCCCCCACCAACAAGUCAUGUCUAAACUCGACCGACGCAACCAGGCCAAGCAGGCCCGCCUAUCUAAGCACAAGGAGCAUCUUAAGGAUACGUCUAUAUUCACCGGGCGUGACGCUGCCCCUAGGAUCGUCGCUGUUCUCCCGCUCUGCGCCGACGGUGACGCCAAGGCUGCCAUCAAGCUUCUCAAUGGCAGCGUCGACAUCGAGACCGACCCCGACGACGCGACCAACCGAGUGACCGUCGACCGUUUCAAGCAGAAGAUACAAUACGUUCCCCUCGAGCGUGACCUUACGGCCUGUCUCGAUGCCAGCCGCACCGCCGACUUCGUCGUCGUCGUCCUCUCAGCCUCGGUCGAGGUUGACGAACUGGGCGAGCUGAUCCUGCGCAGCGUCGAGGGCCAGGGCAUGUCGACCUUGUUCACCAUGGUCCAGGGUCUGGAUAAGGUUGAGCCCGCCAAGAACAGGCCAGGAGUCGUGGGAUCUCUCAAGUCUUUCAUCUCGCACUUCCACCCCGAUCAGGAGAAGGUCUACAGCCUCGACAACAGGCAGGAGUGCUCCAAUAUGAUGCGAUCGCUGUGCAGCACGACGCCCAAGGGCAUCAAGUGGCGCGAGGACAGGAGCUGGAUGCUCGCCGACUCCAUCCAGUUCGCCCACGGCGCGUCGGAUACCACCGUCGUCACCGGUGUUGUCAGGGGAAGGGGCCUCAAGGCCGACCGCCUCGUUCAGCUGGGCGAUUGGGGCACGUACGAGAUCGAGAAGAUCGUCUCGGCCCCCCUCCCUAAGACGGUCAGGAAGAAGGGUGUGGAGAUGACGGCUGAGGAGGAGACCGAGAAGACUCUGGAUGAGCCCACGGCCGACAAGGACGAUCUGAACGAGCUCGCCCCUCACGACGUUGCCAUGGAUGACGAGGACGACGGCAACGAUGACGCCAUGUCGGUAGCCGCAUCCGCUAAGAAGGGCGUCUUGCUGGAUGAUCACCACUACUUCUCAGAUCCCGAGGAGGAGGCACGCAAGUCGACUGUCCGGAGGCUCCCCAAGGGCACAUCCAAGUACCAGUCUGCCUGGUACCUGGACGACGUGUCCGACUCCGGCUCCGACCUGGAGGAUGUCGACAUGGGCGCCAACUACAACGACGCGUCUGAUGACGAGGCCGGCCCCGAGGAUGGCGUCGAUGGCGAGGCCGGCCCCGAGCCCACCGAGGCCGGAGCCUCCGAGUAUCCGCAGUCCGAGAUGAUGGAGGAGCCUGACGAGGACGAGGAUGCUCAGCAGCUGGCAAGCUUCCGUGCCGGCCGCAAGAAGGAUGAGGCCGAGGACGACAAGGAGUUCCCCGAUGAGAUUGAGCUGCACCCCAACGUCUCGGCACGUGAGAGGCUGGCGCGCUACCGUGGCCUCAAGAGUCUGCGGACAAGCAGGUGGAACGAGGACGAGGACCGGGCUCACGAGCCAGAGGACUGGAGGCGACUGCUACAGGUCCCCGACUAUGCCGGGUCGCGGUCACGGUCGAUGCGUGAGGCCCUCGUCGGAGGCGUGGCCCCGGGCACCAGGGUUCAUGUCCACCUCAAGGGCGUGGCGCCGGAGCUGGAGAAGAAGUACAGACCGUCAGCCCCCGUGACACUCUUCUCGCUCCUGCGCCACGAGCACAAGAAGACGGCUGUCAACUACCUGUUCAACCUCGCGGCGGACCACGCGCGGUCCAUCAAGUCAAAAGAAGAGCUGAUUGUGCAGUGCGGCCCCCGCCGCUUCGUCGUCAACCCCAUCCUCUCCCACCCGGGAACCACGCCCAACGACGUCCACAAGUUCUGUCGGUACAUCCACCCUGGUCAGUCGGCCAUUGCCACCUUCGUGGGCCCCGUCACCUGGGGAUCCGUCCCUGUCCUCUUCUUCCAGAGGGCCUCGGCCGUGCCCCCGAACCCCAACCGGGAGGGGGGGAGGCCGACCAGCACGACCGGUCUCACGCUCGUCGGGACGGGAACGGCCCUGCCGCCUUCGACUUCCAGGGUCGUGGCCAAGCGCGUCAUCCUCACGGGCCACCCGUACCACAUUCACAAGAGGAUCGUCACGGUGCGAUACAUGUUCUUCAGCCGCGACGACGUGGAGUGGUUCAAGGCCCUGCCGCUCUGGACCAAGAGGGGCCGCAGCGGAUACAUCAAGGAGCCCCUGGGUACGCACGGCUACUUCAAGGCGACGUUUGACGGGCACAUCAACCCGCAGGAUGCCGUAGGAGUGAGUCUGUAUAAGAGGGUGUGGCCGCGCGAGGCAGUGCCGAUUCGGGAGCCUCUACUAGUGUUGUCAGCGCAGCAGCAGCAGCAGCAGCAGCAGCAGCAGAACGACGAGGGAGACGUGGACAUGAGCUAA
Molecule: messenger RNA, 2493 nt
Organism: Geosmithia morbida
Lineage: Eukaryota; Fungi; Ascomycota; Sordariomycetes; Hypocreales; Bionectriaceae
Product: pre-rRNA-processing protein TSR1
Exons: 2
Coding region: 1-2493 (830 amino acids)
Biological process (GO): ribosome biogenesis; endonucleolytic cleavage of tricistronic rRNA transcript (SSU-rRNA, 5.8S rRNA, LSU-rRNA); maturation of SSU-rRNA from tricistronic rRNA transcript (SSU-rRNA, 5.8S rRNA, LSU-rRNA)
Cellular component (GO): nucleus; preribosome, small subunit precursor
Molecular function (GO): U3 snoRNA binding; GTPase activity; GTP binding
Source: RefSeq, a predicted model, not a curated record